This is a messenger RNA of Bufo gargarizans (Asiatic toad), 2147 nucleotides long. RefSeq names its product DNA polymerase delta 3, accessory subunit (gene POLD3). NCBI's taxonomy places the organism in Eukaryota, Metazoa, Chordata, Amphibia, Anura, Bufonidae. The transcript is spliced from 12 exons. The record is from RefSeq and is a predicted model, not a curated record. Gene Ontology annotation, cellular component: nucleus; delta DNA polymerase complex. Gene Ontology annotation, biological process: nucleotide-excision repair, DNA gap filling; DNA synthesis involved in UV-damage excision repair; DNA replication. Gene Ontology annotation, molecular function: DNA-directed DNA polymerase activity. Bases 67 to 1368 code for a protein of 433 amino acids.
CCUAGAGGGGGGUCUCAACGGCGGCGCCAAAUCUGUCAGUGUGCGGAGGAGAGCGGGGCCGGCGCCAUGGACGAGCUGUACCUGGAGAACAUCGACGAGCUGGUGACCGACCACAACAAGAUCGUGACGUACAAAUGGCUGAGCCUCACUCUGGGCGUUCACAUCAAUCAAGCCAAGCAGAUGCUCUAUGAUUAUGUCACUCGGAAGAGAAAGGAGAACCUGAGCGCGCAGGUGCACGUAACCUACCUGGUGACCGGCAAAUGUCUACAGGAUGGCUACCACUACCACAAGGUGGCGGUAGUGAGAGAAGAGAAGCUGGAAGCUGCAAAAUCCAAGCUCGCCCUGGUGGCCAGCGUCCACGUGUACAGCAUCCAAAAAGCUGUGUUAAAAGACAGCGCCCCCCUCUUCAGUACAGACUAUGACAUCAUCAAGAACAACCUCCAGAACUGCAACAAGUUCAGUGCCAUCCAGUGCCCGGCCGCGGUGCCCAGGUCCCCGGAGGAGAUCGCUCAGCUCCAGAGGUCCCAACCGAGCGAGGCUCCAACCACACCAGCCAUAAAUGGCCAGGCGUCUCCACCUGCUGCCAAACCUGCACCCCAGCCAAAGGGCAUCAUGGGAAUGUUCUCGCGUGCGGCCACCAAGUCUCAAGAAUCACAGAAAGACACAAAGACAGAGGCCAAGGAACCUGCUGUGCCCGAAACCAGCAGCAAACAAUCGGCUAAAUCCAGCGCCAUGAACAACUUCUUCGGAAAAGCUUCUAUGCAUAAAGUAAAGGAGGCUCCUACCACAAGUGAGCCGCUCAAGGAGGAGAAGGCAGCAGCUCCGCAGAUGGAGUUCUCCCCGCCGGAGACCAAGGAGGACAGUGAACCCCCUAAAGCGGCCGCUAAAAGCAAGAAAAGCAAGUCGAAGAGGGUUGAGAUGUCGGACAGUGACGAGGAGCAGGACAAGCUGGUGAAGAAGAAGAAGAGGAGGAGGAUCAAGAAGCCGCAGCCUGACAGCAGUGACGAGGAGCAUGCCGGCCCCUUGCCCCCCGAAGUGAAGACUCCAUCCCCUCCUCCUUCAGAGCCCAUUGUGAAGAUGGAGACAGAACCAGAGUCACAGACGCAGCCCGGAGUAAAGCGGCGCAAACGGAAGCGAGUCUUGAAAUCCAAGACCUUCAUCGAUGCUGAAGGCUCCAUGGUGACUGAGAAAGUGUACGAAAGCGAGUCCUGCACAGACAGCGACGACUUCGCCGCCUCCAAGCCAUCCGCAAAACCGCCUGCAGCCAGCAAACCGGAGACUAAGGCGGAGCCUAAAACCACGAAGAAGGCAGCCGCAGCCAAGGGGACCAAGCAGGCGUCCAUCAUGGGCUUCUUCCAGAAGAAGUGAAUGUGGUACUGCAGCGGCUCUGCAUCGUGUGCGGCCAAGACUGUGAAUAUCCGGCCUGGGGAAAGCUGGGUGCCCUCCAAUACAUUACACUGAAGUGGGCACCCAGCUUUCUCCAGAGUCUGCAAAGUGGAAUCCAGCGCUGACAUCCUCUGCACUGCUGCCUUAAUAUGCAGAUUUUCCUUUCAGGGUGUGGGAAAGCUGGGUGCUGACCCUAUAAUACAGGAGACAUGUCCUGCUGUCAUGGUAUCACGAGGCAGGAGACUGGGACAGCUGGGUGGUGACCGCUGCGUGCUGUAACCUCACCCAGCUUUUCUGCCUCCGCAUCAUAAGAGUUCAGGAACCUGGGAAAGCUGGGUGACAGCCCCUGCGGUUGUGCCGCGGUAGAGGGCGUGCCUGCGCUAAGUUCACCCAGCUCUCCAAGACUCGUGACUGGCCGACCUGCAGAUAGAAUACCACCCCAGCUCCUGGCCGACAGCCCUCGUGUGAGAUGUAAUGGCGUCCAUGUCAGUGGUCACCCAGCUUUCCCAGGAACUGACAAGAGGGCGGCCGCAGGGCUUCUGUUGGCUCUGGGCUGUAAUAUUGUAAAUGUUCUAUUUUUUUAUAUUCUAUGUUGCUGUCUGUCGUGCUGGAUUUUAUAAUCCUUGAGGGUGAGAUCGCCCCCAUGUAUGAAGUGACUGGACCUUCCUACAUUAUGGGCCCCCUUAAGUGUGGCGGUCACCCCACGUUCUGGUUAUAUCAUCCUCUAUGUGGUGUCUAUUAAAAGCUACAGUUCAAGGUGA